AUGGGCCAAGGUCUGAGCAUCAAAAAAUGUGAUUUCAAGAUCACAAUGAACAACAAUAACCACCACACAGAAGAAAUCAGCACUGAAAGGCUUUUGGUGAGGCGCGGGCAGCCAUUCACUAUCACUGUGAGCUUCUCAGCUCCAAUACACAGCUACCUGCAGCAGCUGAAGAAGACCUUCCUCAUAGUACAGACAGGAUCACAUCCUUCCAAAGCAGAUGGAACCCAGGUUGAAUUUCCCAUCUCCAGCCUGGGAGACCAGAAGCAGUGGAGCGCAGUACUGGAAGAACAGGACCCAUGCUUCUGGACCAUCUCUGUGAAUACGCCUGCCAGUGCUCCCAUUGGCCAGUACACUCUGCUUUUACAUGCCUCCAAGUCUUACUGUCUCCUGGGCUACUUCAUCCUUCUCUUUAAUCCCUGGUGCCAAGAUGAUGAGGUGUUCUUGGCUAAUGAGGCACAGCGGCAGGAGUAUAUUUUAAACCAAGACGGUGUCAUCUACUGGGGGACUGAAAAUGCAAUCCUAGCACAACCCUGGGACUUCAAUCAGUUUGAGAAAGAUAUUGUUGACAUCUGCUUCACACUGCUGGAUGUAGGUGAACGCAAUCAACGAGACAAGGAUCACACCCAGCGCAAGAGCCCUAUUUAUAUCUGCCGCACAGUUGCAGCCAUGCUGAACUGCGAUGAGUUUAGAGGAAUCCUGACAGAAUGCGGGACCCGGCAGUACUAUAACGGGACACCUCCUUCCAAGUGGCUGGGGAGACAGUGGGUUGCAUCACAAUGCAAGCCUGUCCGCUAUGGGCAGUGCUGGGUGUUUGCUGCAGUCAUGUGUUCAGUUCUGAGGUGCCUGGGAAUUCCUACCAGGGUGGUCACAGGCUUUACAUGGGCUCACAACACUAACGGCAGCCUGAGUGUGGAUGAGUAUUAUGACGAAGAUGGAACACUGCUUACACAAGACAAGAGUGCCCGUGUGUGGACCUUUCACGUUUGGAAUGAAUGCUGGAUGGCUCGAGUAGGCUUGUUACCAGAGUACAGUGGGUGGCAGGCACUGGAUGCCACCUGCCAGGAAAAAAGCAAAG
Tauraco erythrolophus (red-crested turaco) is the source of this 1075-nucleotide messenger RNA. NCBI's taxonomy places the organism in Eukaryota, Metazoa, Chordata, Aves, Musophagiformes, Musophagidae. The record is from RefSeq and is a predicted model, not a curated record.